ACAAUAGAGUUUGGAAGAUAAAAUUAAAAACCAAUCCAAACAAGUAAAGUUAUUCACUUUUCACCACACAUUUUGAAAAAUUAGACCAAAAGAAGAAGAAGAGGAGAGAGAGAGAGAGAGAGGAGAAGUUAACUAAGCCACAAGUUUUUGGAUGGGCCUAGCUUAGAAUCCAAUAAAAAUUACAAGGCCGGCCCUUAAACAAGAAAAGUACGCCACGUGUCGAUCCGUUAGGGACACGUUUUUAAAUACAGUUUUCAAAGUAAGAAAGAAAGAAAGAAAGAAAGGAAGACUAGUCAUUUUCAUGGCACCACCACCAUGACCACAGAGCAUCACCACACCACCACCACCCACACCACCCAGUGAGAACCUCUCUCUCUCUCUCACUUUAUCUAUCUAACCCUUGAAUUAUUGGGAUUCGAUUGAUUUUUUUGUUCUUUUGAGUCUCAUCUCAUGUUGGUAGCAUAGUUAGUAGUGAAGAGAUAUUGAAGCUCUGGUUUUGGGUCGGAAAUGGCGGCGUUGGAGUCUUUCUCGAAGAGAUUGAUAGAGGAAGUACAGAAAUGGGGUUGCAUGAAACAGACAGGGGUUAGUUUGAGGUACAUGAUGGAAUUUGGGUCAAAACCCACUCAAAGAAAUUUGCUAAUCUCUGCUCAAUUUCUACACAAGGAGCUUCCCAUUCGGAUUGCUAGGCGAGCUAUUGAGCUUGAUACUCUUCCUUAUGGUCUUUCUCAUAAGCCUGCUGUUUUGAAGGUUCGAGAUUGGUACUUGGAUUCGUUCCGUGAUCUGAGAUCUUUUCCGGAGAUAAAAGAUGCAAAUGACGAAAGGGAUUUUACACAAAUGAUUAAAGCCAUCAAAGUGAGACACAAUAAUGUGGUUCCUAUGAUGGCUUUGGGUGUUCAACAGUUGAAGAAAGAAAUCUCUAUUCCUACUCGGACUCUUAAUCAAGAUAUUCAUGAGAUUCAUCAAUUUCUUGAUCGCUUUUACAUGUCAAGAAUUGGGAUUCGAAUGCUCAUUGGUCAGCAUGUAGAAUUGCACAAUCCGAAUCCACCACCUCAUUGUGUGGGUUAUAUUAACACAAGAAUGUCUCCUGUUGAGGUUGCACAGCAAGCCAGUGAAGAUGCCCGUUGCAUAUGCCUACGUGAGUAUGGCUCUGCUCCUGAUGUUAACAUCUAUGGAGAUCCUGAUUUUACUUUCCCCUAUGUCCCGGCACACUUGCAUCUUAUGGUGUUUGAGUUGGUCAAGAACUCAUUGCGUGCAGUCCAAGAACGCUUCUUGGACUCAGACAAACUUCCACCUCCCAUUAGAAUUAUAGUUGCAGAUGGAAUUGAGGAUGUUACUAUUAAGGUCUCAGAUGAAGGGGGUGGCAUUCCCAGAAGUGGUCUCCCCAAAAUCUUCACUUAUCUUUACAGUACUGCUAAAAACCCUCUGGACGAGCAUGCUGAUCUCGGGAUGGCUGAUACAGUGGUCACCAUGGCUGGAUAUGGAUAUGGGCUCCCUAUAAGUCGCUUGUAUGCUCGAUAUUUUGGAGGAGAUUUGCAGAUUAUCUCCAUGGAAGGAUAUGGAACUGAUGCAUAUCUUCACCUUUCUCGCUUGGGAGAUUCACAGGAACCUUUGCCAUAAGUAAGCAAGUACUCUCCAUACAUAAAAAUGUAAUUGUGAAAAGGGUUCUUUUUAUUUGCUUGUCAUUUGUUGAUUCUGGUAAUUUAGAAAAGAGAGAGAGAGAAAAAAGAAAGAGCAGUUGUGAAUAUUCUUUAUGUGCUCUUCACAAAAGUGUAUGAUGAACAUACUAUUUAUUUACUUCUCAACCAAUUGCAAAAAGACAAUUU
This is a messenger RNA of Cannabis sativa, 1823 nucleotides long. RefSeq names its product pyruvate dehydrogenase (acetyl-transferring) kinase, mitochondrial. The record is from RefSeq and is a predicted model, not a curated record. Bases 508 to 1617 code for a protein of 369 amino acids. The transcript has 6 exons. Gene Ontology annotation, molecular function: pyruvate dehydrogenase (acetyl-transferring) kinase activity. Gene Ontology annotation, cellular component: mitochondrion. Lineage: Eukaryota; Viridiplantae; Streptophyta; Magnoliopsida; Rosales; Cannabaceae. Gene Ontology annotation, biological process: protein phosphorylation; regulation of glucose metabolic process.